Messenger RNA from Salmo salar (Atlantic salmon), 2459 nucleotides. NCBI's taxonomy places the organism in Eukaryota, Metazoa, Chordata, Actinopteri, Salmoniformes, Salmonidae. The record is from RefSeq and is a predicted model, not a curated record.
CCGCGGCGACGCCAAACCCUUGGAAACGACGUUCCGUCAAGGCAAUGGCAAAUGCAAUAUUUGCAAGAAGCCCGUUUUGACUUUGCAGCAUUACCAGCACCACAUUGUAUGGCACAAAGGAAUUCCCAGGCAUCCCUGUCUACAUGAUGGGUGUAAAGCCCGGUUCAGUGCAGCGACAGAAAUGAGGAACCACACCAAGACUCACCAGCCGCUCCUGGCAGUGUGCUGCUUCCCAGGUUGUCAGGAGCGCUUGGCUUGUCUUCCGGAGCUUAACCGUCACGAACAAGAACACUAUCGUCUUCCAAAGGAAGGGAAGGAUGAAUCCGUUUUCUCUACCCUUCUCACCAAUAACACCUCUGUAAAAGUGAUUAAACGGUGUAAGGUGAGGAGGAAUAAGCUACAGAAGAUGCAGGGUGUAAAGAGACUAUGGCCUCUUAGAGAAAAGGAGGGAUCGGCAACUGACCUCACUACUACUACUACUGUAAAGGUAACUAGGAAGUAUGACUUGACCAAGACGUUAAAGAAAACGCAGGUCGUAAAGAAACGGCAUGUUCCCAGGGACAAGGAUCCCUGUACUACUGACCGCUCUAACGUCUCUGUAAAAGUAACAAAUAAGUUGAAGAAAUUGCAGGUUAAGAGGAAACCGUGUGUUGUUAGGAAAAUGAACGCCUCAACCACUCCCGUCACCACGGCCAAUGAAAAAGCUGAAAAAGUGAGCAAGAAGUUAAAGAUGAUUCGUAAGGUAAAGAAAGCGUUGGCUGUAAAGCGACAGAACGUUAGCAAAGACAGUUAUACCCCAACUGGUCCAACCACCUCUACCACAAUUAUCGCCACUGAAAAAGUUACCAAAAAGCUACAAAUUAUAAAUAACUUGAAGAAAAUGCUGGUUAUUAAGAAACCGAACGUUAGCAAAGAAAAGGAUACCCAACCUGGCCCAACCACCGACACAAAAGUGACAAAAAAACCUAAGGUGACGCAUAAGUUAAAGAAAACGCAACUUGUAAAGAAACAGAGUGUUGUAAAAGACAUCAGGAAGAUCUCCAUCGUUAGCACAGAUGAGGAUACCCAACCUGUUCCUCCCACAGUCACUCCGAAAGUCACAGAGAAGUUACCAAUGGUGACAGAUGAGGUAAAGAAAACACAAGUUCUAAAGAAACAAAGUGUUAUCAAGGAACCCAAGAGGCCUGUUAGCAAAGAACCUAGGAAGACCUCCAAAAAACCUGUGAAGUCAAAGACCUCUGGUCCAGAGAAACAUGUUAAUAAAGUCACAGAAGUGCUAGGAAGUAAAGACAAAGAAGUGGUAGAAAGUAAAUCAAAGGAGGAAGAUGAUAAACCAUUGGUAGAAACAUCACACUCAACAGCUAGCAGUGUCUGUGACCAGAAGAUGGUUAACGGACACUUAAAGGAGAUUACUAAGGAAUCACCAAAAUACCAGACAAGUCUUAAAAAAACAAGUCUUAAAACAAGCACAGUUUCCAAAUCCAAGAAAUGCGAACCACGAAACCAUAAACCUGCUACUCCCAAAACCCCUACAAAUACUCCCCAAACCCCUACAAAUACUCCCCAAACCCCUACAAAUACUCCCCAAACCCCUACAAAUACUCCCAAAACCCUUACAAAUACUCCCCAAACCCCUACAAAUACUCCCCAAACCCCUACAAAUACUCCCCAAACCCCUACAAAUACUCCCCAAACCCCUACAAAUACUCCCCAAACCCUUACAAAUACUCCCCAAACCCUUACAAAUACUCCCCAAACCCCUACAAAUACUCCCCAAACCCCUACAAAUACUCCCAAAACCCCUUACAAAUACUCCCCAAACCCUUACAAAUACUCCCCAAACCCCUACAAAUACUCCCAAAACCCCUACAAAUACUCCCAAAACCCCUACAAAUACUCCCAAAACCCUUACAAAUACUCCCAAAACCUCUACAAAUACUCCCCAAACCCUUACAAAUACUCCCAAAACCCCUACAAAUACUCCCCAAACCCUUACAAAUACUCCCCAAACCCUUACAAAUACUCCCAAAACCCUUACAAAUACUCCCAAAACCCCUACAAAUACUCCCCAAACCCCUAUCAAGGAGGAAGCGAAAAACUCUACUUUCUUUGGGAAGAUUAAAAACAGGCCAUACAUCCGGCCUCCGCCCACCGCCUACCUAGACGAGAGGUACACCACCAUGCCGAAACGCAGGAAAGAGAUGUCCUGGACUCCUCAUUUCUCUCCAGUGCUCCCGGACCUGGUGGUGGAGGCAUCGGGGACCACGGCUACACCGUUAUUAGUCCAUAGACGACGCUGUGCCAAGUGUUUCUUGUCCUUCAACAGUGGAGAAGAGUUGCAGACGCACCUCUCGUUGAAGAAGUGUACAAAACUUUUUGGCUUCGACUCAGAUGAGGACAGUAAGUAAGUAGCUGGUGAAGCUUAUAGACAAGAGGACAUGUUUGGAUGUGCUGCUAGG